AUAAAAGUAAUCAAUUUACACUUUUUUGAGCGUAAAACGCUCUCCUCUCUGAGCCAUGACUGCGAGGAAAAGGGGGCGACCAAGGAAGAAGAAGGCCAAGGCACUGGCGACGGAGCAGUCAACUCUGAAGCAAAACACUGAGAUCGCAUCUCCAGACACGGGAGAAUCUUCAACAGGUAAGAAUGAUACUCCCUCGAUUGGAAUGGUAUCUGAAAUGAAACAAACCCUAGAUCUGGAUUUGAACGUUAAUCACGAGAUAACAAUGGGAGAGAUGAAGGAUCAAAGGGAUGACCAGGUGGAACCUAAACGCACAUUUGUUGAAGUAGUAGGGUUUAAAGAAGAAUCUAACCUUGAACUGAAAUUUGUGCAAUCUGAGAAAAUAGAUGGGGUUAGAAUGGCAAGAAUGUCUGAGGAGGAUCUGAUGGAUAUAGCUAAUUACUGGGAAGCAACUCUUCUCUGUUGUGUCUUGGGAGCAAAUCCUCCACUAAAAAUCAUGGAUGGAUUCUUAAGAAGGAUAUGGAAGGAGUAUAGCAUUGAGGAAAUCUCAGUGCUAAGGGAAGGCCAAUUUGUGGUGCAGUUUGGUAAGAGUGAGUACUAAGUCUAGGCUGGCAAAGUUCAUGGACAUAAGCAGGACUUGUGAACUAUGUGAUGCAGCGGAUGAAGACCAGGACCACCUAUUCUGUAAUUGUAGUUUUACCAAGGAACUACUUGAUAGAGUAUCUACCUGGUUAAAUUACAAAAUAGAGGGAGGAACGGUCCAAGACCUAAGGCAAAAACUGAUGAAGCUGCAGGGGAAGAGGAGGAAACAGGUCGUAAGCGCUUACUCGGCAGCUUGCUAUACCAUUUGGAGAGCAAGGAAUAAAAAGUUACAUUCAAG
Messenger RNA from Cuscuta campestris, 877 nucleotides. The record is from the annotation of a GenBank genome assembly. Lineage: Eukaryota; Viridiplantae; Streptophyta; Magnoliopsida; Solanales; Convolvulaceae.